CUAACUGCAGGGUGUGGUGUGAUGUGAUGGGGGAGACAUGCGGAAGUCAGUGGAGAUGAAGCCUCCCCCCGAUACGCUGUGUGGCCAAUACGUGCUGUUUGUCAGGUUCGCAAUGUCGCUGCUAGGGGGAGGAGGUACCAGUCUAACUGCGGCAGACAGACAGACUUCCUCAGAACAGGGGGCUGUGCCGGAGACGGUGACACUGCGCUCAGGGAGGGGCUGUAAUCUGUCGACACACGGUCAACUGGAAUAAUUCGCGAGUCCUCCACACGCGAAGGCUUGAAGCCGACUCCGGCUACAUCCGCGUUGAGGUGGAGCGAAAACAGUGAGGAACAGGCCCCUCUGUAGACAUGAAGUGUGAUAAAUGUACUAAAAAUAAAUGCACUAAAAAGCAGAAAGAUACUGAAAACGAAAGUCUGGUCAACGUCUCGAAAAGCCCCAUCAGCGACAAUGAUGAGGAAAGUGAAUUUCACAAACUAGCAAAUGCCAAAAUAUUUCUUAGUGACUGCUUGGCGUGUGAUAAUUGUGUAACAUCAGCAGAAAGUCUGCAGAUUGCCCGACAGUGUCAGGAGGAGUUUCUCUCCGUCCUCAGCCUGAACCAGAGAUGUGAUGUGUUCAAACACAAAGUGCUGGUAGUUUCAAUUUCCCCUCAGUCGGUGCCGUAUUUUGCUGCUAAACAUUGUAUAAAUGUUACUGAUGUAAUCCAAAGACUUUCUGGAUUCUUGAAAGGCCUUGGAGUCCAUUAUGUCUUUAAUAUGACAUUGGCAGCUGACUUCAGUCUUCUCGAGAGCCAGAGAGAAUUUGUUCAGCGUUUUUACCAGAGAAGCCAAGACCAACAUGCUUUACCAAUGUUUGCCUCUGCUUGCCCAGGCUGGAUUCGCUAUGCUGAAAAAGCCCUAGGCAGCCUUGUACUUCCCCACAUCUGCACUGCUAAGUCCCCACAGCAGGUCAUGGGCUCACUGAUAAAGGACUAUUUUGCCAAAAAGCAGCAUCUCACCCCAGAUAAGAUCUUCCAUCUAGUUAUAACCCCUUGUUAUGAUAAAAAAUUGGAGGCACUUGGAGAAGACUUUUACAGCAGUAUUUACAAAAUACAAGGUGUUGACUGUGUAUUAACUUCAGGUGAGAUCAUGCAAAUGAUGGAACAAAAAGGUCUCCUUUUGACAAAGGUGGAGCCAGCACCUUUAGACAAUAUAUUUGAAGAAAUCGGUGAUGUGUGUAUUGCAAGGCAUGAUGGGAGAGGAUCUGAUGGUUUUCUCGAACACAUUUUUAAAUAUGCUGCUAAAGAAAUCUUUGGGGUCGAGGUCAAAGAAAUCACAUACAAGACACUCAGGAAUAAAGACUUUCAGGAAGUCACUUUGGAAAAGGAUGGUGAGAUUGUUUUACGAUUUGCAGCAACCUAUGGAUUCAGGAACAUUCAAAAUAUGGUUUACAAACUGAAGAAAGGGAAGUUUCCUUAUCACUUUGUUGAAGUUCUUGCAUGUCCAGGAGGAUGCCUCAAUGGAAAAGGUCAAGCGAUGACCGAGGAUAGGAAGAUGGAUAAGGACUUGCUGCACCAGAUGGAGGCUGUGUACACCAGUCAGCCUGUCCAAGUCCCAGAAACUAACAUGCAUGUCCAAAUGCUCUAUCAGGAAUGGUUGGAGGGAAGAAAUUCCACUAAAGUUCAAGAGGUCCUGCAUAGAGAGUACCACGCAAUGAGUGAAAUGUCAAAUAGCAUAGACAUGAAGUGGUAGGCCAUCUGGUUCUGGACCAUAGGAUUUUUGUAAUCCCAGUUCAGGAUUCAGAAUUUCCCCAGGGAACGUUGGUACAGUUUGUACUAAUAAAGGUGCAAUUUAAACAACAAACCUUUAGCCACUGAGAUACUAAAUGUUACACUUUUUUCUCAUGGUAAGGAAUGCAGACUUAAAAUAUGUAAUUAUCCAGGACUUUGUUCUUCAUGGAUACCUUUGGGAUAUGCUUGUCUUUGAAGCCACUUGAUGGAUGUAACCAUUCUUUGUGCUUGCUUCCAUAUGAAUAUAGCCAUGACUUGGCCAGAUUAUAAUACAUAAUUGUGUUUUCUCAAGGAGAAAUUAGGGAUCAUCAGUGAUGUAAAAAUAGUACUUUUGACAAUUCUUCAGAUGCUGUUCAUCCUUAGAAUGCCUCUUUACAGAUUAUACAAUUUCAAUGUUUUUUGUUGGGUUUUGAGAAGGGGGAGUUGUCUAGAACUGAAGGAACUAAAUUGAUGCUCAACUUUGAAACUAUGAAGAGAAAUGUGCAUACCAAAUAUUUGAUUACACCUACAAGCACUUCACAGUUGAAAACAUUCAGGACUUUAUCUGUGGUUAAGAUGUCUGUUUGUUACAAUGCAAAUCUAAGCUGGAUAACUCAGUUAUUUGUUUUCAAAUUCAGUUGGUUUAAGGUAAACUCUCUUUUUAUUUUACAGUCCUGUGUGUUCCUGUAGUAGACCUUUUUUUAAUAUAUAAUCUGUCAAUUGUAAAGAUGCAAUUCUGAAGUUUAAUACUUACUCCAUUAGCAAUAGUCUGAUGACUCAAUUGAAUGUAGUCUUCAAAUCUAUCCAACUCAUUUGAAAUGGUGCGUAUUCCAAACAGACUAGCACUUUACAUGCUAACAAGUACACUUAUUUAUAUUUAAUGGUACAAAAAUUAGUAAUGUUUCAAUUACCCUUCAUUAGAGCAGUUGAGUGACUGAAGUAAUUUCUGCUCUUUCAUGAAAGAAGUUUGCCUUUGUAAAGUGUUUUUUUUUCCCCCUGUUUUCAUUUAUUCUAAUUCAAAUGUUUCAGUUUGCCUUGAGUUUAUAAAAUGAACUAUUUCUGUUUAUGCUAUUGUUGUUCUGUUUCUAAUGCCCGUUUUAUAUGGCAGGUAUGAAAAACAAUGCUUCACUCAAUCCUGCACUACCUUCCUUGCACUUCCUAAUUCUGAUUAUUAUACCUUUUUCUAAUCAACAUACCAUCUUACCAUAACAAUCAUUAAUAUAACAUGCCAGUAAAUUGGGCAUAUCUGAAACAGAUGCAAAAAUGUUUAACAUAUAGAGGUUUACAAAAUUGAGGGACAUGGAGAGGAUAAAUAAAUAAAGUCUUUUCCCUGGCGUCGAGGAGUCUGGAACUAGAGGGUAUAGGCUUAGAGUGAGAUGGGAAAGAUAUAAAAGAGACCUAAGGGGCAACUUUUUCACGCAGAGGGAAUGAACUGUAUGGAGGUGUGUGGAAUGAACUGCCAGAGGAAGUGGUGGAGACUGGUACAACCACACCAUUUAAAAGGCAUUUGGAUGGGUUUACGAAUAGGAAGGGUUUGGAGGGAUAUGGGCCGGGUGCUGGCAGUUGGGACUAGAUUGGUUUGGGAUAUCUGGUCAGCAUGGACAGGUUGGACCAAAAGGUCUGUUUUCAUGCUGUACAUCUCUGACUCUAUAUACUACUAAAAGUAUGCAACGUUGCAAUUUGGUUUGUUGUUGAACAUUAACAAAUGCAAUAUCAAAAGAUAUCAAUGCAUUGCUUCAACCUAAAAUAUGACUUCUUUAAUGAGUCAUUUUUAAUUGAAAUGACUUGCUUCAUCCUUUUAGGAAAAUAAGACAUUUAUCUGUCCACCUAACCCCACAUUCCUAUGAAAAGAAAUUGGUGUUUUAUGUAUGCCACUGAUUUGUUACUCAUUAUAAUGAGUUUACACCCAUUAGCCUUUCACCAUAAAGUCAUUCUGUCCUUGAAACUGAGCAUUAAAACAUGGGAGUUUUGUACUGGUGCUAAUGUUAAGAAAUUGAAUCAGACACUUCAGUAUAUCAGACAUAUUUCUUUUGCAACUAAAUAUUGUAGUUGGAGCUGUAACCAUUUGUACCCCAACUCAAAUAUGACUGUGAACACUGUAACAUUCUCUAAUCUCAACUCAUGUAGGUUGUACAUGUCUUGCUGCCACGUUUAAAACUAAUGGAUUUUCAUUUGUAAAUUUUAAUUUGAAAAUUAACUGUAGUUGCAUUGUUUUAAUAUGCUUGGUAUAAGUAAACUUGUGUAAAAUAACAUGUGAAAAAUAAACACAUUCCCGCUCUAUGAUAAAGGCUCCUCACCAAGAGCUGGCUGCAGAUCUGGUAUGAGUUGACUUUCAAGAAUAUCAUGCAAUAA
Messenger RNA from Hemiscyllium ocellatum (epaulette shark), 4099 nucleotides. It is a transcript of the gene narf, whose product is annotated as nuclear prelamin A recognition factor. Bases 351 to 1730 code for a protein of 459 amino acids. The transcript is spliced from 13 exons. NCBI's taxonomy places the organism in Eukaryota, Metazoa, Chordata, Chondrichthyes, Orectolobiformes, Hemiscylliidae. The record is from RefSeq and is a predicted model, not a curated record. Gene Ontology annotation, molecular function: lamin binding. Gene Ontology annotation, cellular component: lamin filament.